AACCCAUGGAGAAUUUGGGGCCCCAGCUGACAGUCACUUAAGUGAAGAGGGCUGGGUGGAGCUCCACCCCGGAACUUCCUCUUUGUCUGCCCUCUUCCUUUGUGCCUCUCAGCGGUCUCUCCUUCUCUGCCCAUUAUCCCUCUUGUCCCCUGUGGGCCCACACCUCCUUUGUCUGGGUUCCUCGAGUGGGUCGCUCCCCAUCCAGGCGAAGAUGUCGGCCCAAGAAAGCUGCCUCAGCCUCAUCAAGUACUUCCUGUUCGUUUUCAACCUCUUCUUCUUUGUACUAGGUGGCCUGAUUUUCUGCUUCGGCACCUGGAUCCUCAUUGACAAGACCAGCUUCGUGUCCUUUGUGGGUUUGUCCUUUGUGCCGCUGCAGACCUGGUCCAAGGUCCUGGCCGUCUCGGGUGUCCUCACCAUGGCCCUGGCCCUCCUUGGUUGCGUGGGGGCCCUGAAGGAGCUGCGUUGUCUUCUGGGCCUGGUGAGUGAUCUUCUCUAUCACCGUUCCUGUUGUCCUGCCCCUCAAAGGCCUGAGAGGGUAAGCCCACCUCUCCCCUCUGUCUGUCCCCAGUACUUCGGGAUGCUGCUGCUCCUGUUUACCACACAGAUCACGCUGGGGAUCCUGAUCUCCACCCAGCGUAUCCGGCUGGAGCGAAGGGUGCAAGAGUUGGUGCUGCAAACCAUCCAAAGCUACGGCACGAAUCCGGACGAGACAGCAGCGGAAGAGAGCUGGGACUACGCGCAGUUCCAGCUGCGCUGCUGCGGCUGGCACUCUCCGCGGGACUGGAUCAGCGCCCGCAUGCUGAGAGGAAACGUGUCUGAGGAGCCCUUCGUGCCCUGCUCCUGCUACAACGCCACGGCGACCAAUGACUCCACAGGCUUUGAUAAGCUGUUCUCCCAGCUAAGCCGGCUCGGGCCGCGCGCGAAACUGAGGCACACUGCAGACCUGUGCGCACUCCCGGCCAAAGCCCACAUCUACCGAGAGGGCUGCUCUCAGAGCCUCCGGAAGUGGCUGCACAACAAUCUCAUCUCCAUUGUGGGAAUCUGUCUGGGAGUCGGUCUUCUUGAGCUCGGCUUCAUGACGCUCUCAAUAUUCCUGUGUAGAAAUCUGGACCAUGUCUACAACCGGCUGGCCCGGUACCGCUAGGCCUCAGCCUGUCCCGUCGUCGGCACCCACGCACCUCCAUGCAACCAGGAAAUGUUUGUUUCCUUUCUGGCUGGCCACAGGCUUGGAGCCCCGUGGGUCAGGCCUCAUGCCCUUGGGGACCCAGGUGCUGCCCUACCAACAGUUGUCACUUCCCCCGCAGGGCCAGGGACUUCCAUUCCUCGGCUUCCUUCCCGUCCCUUCCCCACUCCCUCCUCCCUCACACCAUCUGUCUGCCACCUCCCACAUGACACCUCAAAUAAAUCCCCUUCGGUUUUUUUUUUUUUUUUUUUUU
Messenger RNA from Acomys russatus (golden spiny mouse), 1436 nucleotides. It is a transcript of the gene Cd37, whose product is annotated as CD37 molecule. Bases 212 to 1144 code for a protein of 310 amino acids. The record is from RefSeq and is a predicted model, not a curated record. Lineage: Eukaryota; Metazoa; Chordata; Mammalia; Rodentia; Muridae. Gene Ontology annotation, cellular component: membrane. The transcript has 7 exons.